AUGCCCACGGUCGCGGGGAAACGACGCAAAGUCCGCUUCCCGCUCGCGCAUCUCAAAACUGCACCCCUCGCCACCCAGCACCAGCAGCAGCAGCAGCGGCACAAACCGAAGCGCCCGGGCAAACCCUCGACCGGGGAAUCCUUGAGCGGGAAGAUGGCCAGCCCAGCGAGGCGCAUCCCAGCGCUCUUCACGCAGCCGCCGCCCAUCCGCGACCCGCUCGUGACAGAGACUAUCGAUCUGCAGGAUGCAACGAUGAACAAGUGCCUGCCCUUCCUAAAGGGCGUCGCCGACUCCCAACCCGGCCCCUUCAAUGCAUGCGGUGUCCCUGCGCUCCAGCGCGACGAUCACAUCGCCUAUCUCUAUGAUUCCUUGGAAGAUUAUCCCGCCGGCUUUGUGGCCAUGGAUGCGAGCCGACCGUGGAUGGUCUACUGGGCUUUGGCUGGGUUGACGCUUUUGGGGGAGAGUGUGAGUCGGGUGAAUCAACGGGUCAUGACAUCGCUACGGCCCAUGCAGAACCGCACGGGUGGCUUCGGUGGCGGACACGGCCAAACAUCACAUCUCGCUAGUAGCUAUGCAGCCAUUCUCUCGCUCGCCAUGGUCGGGACGCCGGACGCAUUCGCAUUGGUCGAUCGGCAGGCAAUGUGGCGAUGGCUGGGCCGAUUGAAGCAGGCUGAUGGGGGGUUUCGUGUUUGCGAAGGCGGGGAAGAGGACGUGCGGGGUGCGUACUGCGCGACGGUCAUUAUCUCAUUGCUCGAUCUGCCCCUGGCCCUGCCGCCCGACUCGGCGGCGAGAGAGGCCGGCUUUGAAAAUCUCACCGACGGACUGGCCGAGUAUCUAUCGCGCUGCCAAUCCUUCGAAGGCGGCAUAUCUGGUAGCCCCGGCGUCGAGGCGCAUGGAGCUUACGCUUUUUGCGCGUUGGCAUGUCUUGCCAUUCUGGGGCCGCCUGAGCAGACAAUUGCCCGACACAUGAAUCUCCCCCUGUUGCUGUCAUGGCUCUCCGCCCGCCAAUACGCCCCAGAGGGCGGCUUCUCCGGCCGCACCAACAAACUCGUCGACGGCUGCUAUAGCCACUGGGUAGGCGGAUGCUGGCCCCUGCUGCAAUCCGCACUAGACGGCAAACCGCAAGCCGACAAACCACCCACCACCGUUGGCAGUCUCUUCAGCCGCGAGGGAUUGGCGAGGUAUAUCCUUUCGUGCUGCCAGCACCCGGUCGGCGGGCUCCGCGAUAAGCCCGGGAAACACGCGGAUUCAUACCACACCUGCUACGUCCUAACAGGACUAAGCGCAACACAACACGUACACUACCGCACAGACUCGAGUCCCUGCAGUCACAAGAACUUCGCCGCGGCUUUCUCGUGGCAGUUCACCCCCACGAAUCCCGAGGAGGAUGUCUUUGAAAAGUACGACCGACUGACGGCGUUUCACCCCCUUUUCGUCGUGCCGCACGACGCGGCGCGGAAGAUGCGGCUCUGGUUUGAGGGGGAGCCUUUUGCGAAUGAUCAGGGCGAGUUUGACCCGGGUUUUGCGCCCUAG
Penicillium argentinense is the source of this 1533-nucleotide messenger RNA. Its product is annotated as CAAX farnesyltransferase subunit beta RAM1. Gene Ontology annotation, biological process: protein farnesylation. Bases 1 to 1533 code for a protein of 510 amino acids. The record is from RefSeq and is a predicted model, not a curated record. Gene Ontology annotation, cellular component: protein farnesyltransferase complex. The transcript has 7 exons. NCBI's taxonomy places the organism in Eukaryota, Fungi, Ascomycota, Eurotiomycetes, Eurotiales, Aspergillaceae. Gene Ontology annotation, molecular function: protein farnesyltransferase activity.